AUGGAAGGAAAGGCUCGCAGAGACCCGCAGCGCCCACAGGACUCCGGCCAGGAGUCCAACCGGGCCAUCCUGCCCCUCCUGCAGCCACCUGUCCACCAGCAGGCCCACAGGGUCACCAACUUCUAUAUAGACAACAUCUUAAGACCGGACUUCGGACGAAAGAGGAAGGACGGGACUCUGGUCCGGGAGGGGGGCAGUCUUGCAGUGAUCCUCCGCAGAGAGGAGCAGACAGGGAGGAAGUCUAGAACUGGAAAUGCGCCGCAGCGCGGAGCGGGAGGCGAGGAGGAGCAGGACGAGACGGGAGAAUCCGACCAGCAGGACCCGGACACUGUGGCCGAAAGGCCGGAGCUGAGAGCCGGGGAGGAGGCGAUAGAGGGCCGGGGGGAGGCCAGCUCGGCCCCCGCCUCCAAGCCGAUGCUGUGGCCGGCUUGGGUUUAUUGUACCCGCUACUCAGACCGCCCGUCAGCAGGGCCCAGAUCCCGCAAACCAAAGAAGGCCCUGACCCCCAGCCCGGAGGACAAGCGGCCCCGCACGGCCUUCACGGCGGAGCAGCUGCAGCGGCUGAAGACGGAGUUCCAGGGGAACCGGUACCUGACGGAGCAGCGGCGGCAGGCCCUGGCCGAGGAGCUGGGCCUCAACGAGUCCCAGAUCAAGAUCUGGUUCCAGAACAAACGAGCCAAAAUCAAGAAAGCCACCGGGAAUACAAACGCUCUGGCGCUGCACCUCAUGGCGCAGGGACUGUACAACCACGCCGGGGCCAAGGAGGACAAGUCGGACAGCGACUAGAAGAGACCCGAGGACGGGGGUCCGGACCAUGCAAUAAAAUCACUCCAGUACCAGCAUUCAUAUUUAAACUCAACCAGAGACUGUGUGGUGUGUGUGUGUGUGUGUGUGUGUGUGUGUGUGUGUGUGUGUGUGUGUGUGUGUGUGUGUGUGUGUGUGUUAGAUGCCGCCAUGCAAUGUUGAGGAAUGUAAUGUUAUCUGAAAGUAAAGGUCUGCUUUUUAGAAGCUGUCUGUUUAAACUGAAAACCUGGAAAAAGAGCCACACUGAACCCAGUCUGAUGUCUGAUUUGAGCCUAUAGUGCUGAGAGAUUGACAUGCUUUUCUUUAAGAUAAUACAUUCGUUAAUAUUCUUUUUCUAUAAACCCUUUUUAUAAAAUGUGUCCAGAACCUUUGUUUUUCUGCCUGUCGCCUGAAGCCUUUAAACAGACUGUCCGCUGCAGCUUCGCCAGGAAGCCUCUCUACGAAUGUUCAAAGACCUUUUUAUUAUUAUUUAUAAUACAGUGAACCUCUACAGUCGCGUUCACGGUGCUGGAGUGUUUGCAUAACUUAUUUUUACUACCUUUUUUGAAUGCUACAUGUAGGCCUUACCGGGUCUCCUUGAUGCAGAUCCAAACCAAAUGGUGGUCUUACGAUGAGCUGUGAAUGUCCGUGUUUUAUUUCUCUGCUGUGUUAUACGGGUUGGCUCUUAUUGCAUCCAACUCGGAGGAGCUUCUGCCUUACGGUU
This is a messenger RNA of Notothenia coriiceps (black rockcod), 1507 nucleotides long. Its product is annotated as homeobox protein engrailed-2b-like. Gene Ontology annotation, molecular function: RNA polymerase II cis-regulatory region sequence-specific DNA binding; DNA-binding transcription factor activity, RNA polymerase II-specific. The coding region runs from base 1 to 786 and encodes 261 amino acids. Gene Ontology annotation, cellular component: nucleus. Gene Ontology annotation, biological process: regulation of transcription by RNA polymerase II; multicellular organism development; neuron differentiation. Lineage: Eukaryota; Metazoa; Chordata; Actinopteri; Perciformes; Nototheniidae. The record is from RefSeq and is a predicted model, not a curated record. The transcript is spliced from 2 exons.